Messenger RNA from Anolis sagrei ordinatus, 2049 nucleotides. It is a transcript of the gene OTOP3, whose product is annotated as otopetrin 3. Lineage: Eukaryota; Metazoa; Chordata; Lepidosauria; Squamata; Anolidae. Gene Ontology annotation, cellular component: membrane. Gene Ontology annotation, molecular function: proton channel activity. Gene Ontology annotation, biological process: proton transmembrane transport. The record is from RefSeq and is a predicted model, not a curated record.
AUGGAAUGGAUGAUUAUAUCAAAUAGAUGGCAACCUUAUAAGGGGUGGGAAUCAUGAACUCUCCUCAGAGAGAUUAUAGGACAGCAACUCCCAGCAUUCCUAGCCAAUGUUUAGGAAGUCUGGGAGUUGCCAUUCAAGAGGCUCACCAGUUGCCGACCUUUAGCUUACAAUAUGUGGAUUUUGUUUUCUAUGACAGGCAGACUAGAAGCUAACACUCCUUUCUAACCACUGGCAAAGUUCCCCUCCGCCAUGGAAAGCCAAGAAGGAACUGGGCAGAGACACUGGGCCCAGGAAGAGAUUGAAAUGGGAAGAAGAGAUGAGGCAGACACUCGCCAAGUGAAGAACCAGAAGAGUCGCCAAGACAAAUCAUGGCUCCAGCGGCACUGCUCUUCCCUCCUCCGCCGGGACAAACAAGCCCAGAAAGCAGGCCAGCUUUUCUCAGGACUAAUGGCUAUGAACGUGGUGUUUUUAGGCAGUGCUUUCAUCUGUAGCAUGAUUUUUAACCAUGUGGCCAUUACAGUGGAUGAUGUUUGGAUUUUCCUGUCCAUUCUCAAAAUCCUGACUCUGAUUUGGAUAGCAUACUAUUUGCUUUUCACCAGGCAAAAGGCCUAUGCAGUCUUGCAUCAAGAUCCUCAUGCAGGGCCAGUCUGGGUUAAAGGAUCUCUAAUCUUGUUUGGAGCUUGCAGUGUACUCCUGAACAUGUUCCAGAUUGGGUAUGAUAUUAUUCACAUUCGCUGCAAAUCCCAGGUCUCACCUGUGUUCCCAUCCAUAGAAAUUCUCUUCAUCUGCAUUCAGACUUACUUUAUAUGGUGCCAUGCAAAGGAUUGUAUUCAAGUUCAGCACAACCUCACCAGAUGUGGACUAAUGUUAACCUUGGCUACUAACCUUCUUCUGUGGCUGUUAGCAGUGACCAACGAUUCCAUUCACAGAGAAAUUGAAUCAGAACUCAGCCAAACCAUACAAGAAUCUGAAGGCAAUGGGACAAUUUCCUGCAAAUGCUCAAACUCAACUGCCUGCACGGUCUUCCAGAAAGGCUACAUUUUGCUCUACCCUUUUAACACCGAAUACUGCUUGAUCUGCUGCUCCAUGCUCUAUGUCAUGUGGAAGAAUGUAGGUCGGCACAUGGCUCAGCACCAUUCUGCCCAUGUCAAGCCAAGGUUCAAGGUCAAUGGAGUCAUUUUUGGGCCUCUGCUUGGCAUAUCUGCAAUCAUCAUUGGCAGCUGUACUUUUAUGAUGUAUCAGAUUGAAGCCACUGGUUCCUCUCCUAGCCAUCAAGCAUUCAUACUCUAUUAUUCCUACCACAUCGUUCUGUUGCCUGUGAUGACAGUAGGGGCUUUAGUUGGAACCAUCAUCCAUGGCUUAGAAGAGAGGGAGUUGGACACACUGAAAAAUCCAACGCGAAGCCUUGAUGUGAUCUUACUUAUGGGGACAGCCUUAGGCCACAUUGGCAUCAGUUACUUUUCUAUUGUAGCCAUUGUUGCCACCAAUCCAAGAGGUUUGUUGAACAGCAUCAUGGUGGCCUAUUCAGUGAGCCUCAUCAUUCAGUGCAUCACCCAGAACAUCUUCAUUGUUGAGGGGCUCCACAGGCAGCCACUGCAGGUGACUGAAGGUCAAAGCCAUCCAGCCCAUCCCACACAAGACUCUGGUUCAACCCUGAGCCCACCCAAAGACCCUCAAGAACCUGCCUCAUCCACAACCAAGGAGGAGAAAGAGAAAGAUGAAAAGGAGAAGUGUGAAGAUAUAGAGAUAAGACAAGGAAUCCGGAGAGUCUCACAGACAUAUAUCCAAACGUACAGCCACCUGAACUGGAAAAGGAAAGCUCUGAAGGAAAUCUCCAGUUUCUUAACCAUGUGCAACAUCAUACUGUGGAUCAUACCAUCAUUUGGAGCACAUCCAGAAUUUGAGAAUGGAUUAGAGCAAUCAUUUUAUGGCUAUUCCACCUGGUUUGCUAUCGUCAAUUUUGGACUACCUUUGGGUGUGUUUUACAGGAUGCAUUCUGUUGGUGGCCUUCUGGAGGUGUAUCGGUCUGCCUGAAGCAAAUCCAAACCU